AUGAUUGGAUGGCAGAAGAAAUUAAAAAAUAUACUUCAAAUUAAAGAUGCAUGGAAUGCCAUAGAUCCUUCUUUAAUAUGUCACUCAUUUAAAUACUGUGGAAUCUCUAAUGUACGAGAUGGAAGUGAAGAACAUCUUAUAUUUGAUUAUGAUAAAGUUACAGAAAAAAAUGCAAAUAAUGUUGGUAAUUAUGUUUAUUUGAGUAAUAAAAGUAUAGAUACUAAUGAAAAUAUAGAAACUUAUUUUAGAAAUGAAAAAAAUGAAGAAAAUAGAAUUAGUGUUAGAGAAUAUAAAGAUGAUUAUUAUGAAAUAGAGGAGAUUAAUUAUAUUAAUGAGUGG
Molecule: messenger RNA, 339 nt
Organism: Cetraspora pellucida
Lineage: Eukaryota; Fungi; Glomeromycota; Glomeromycetes; Diversisporales; Gigasporaceae
Source: the annotation of a GenBank genome assembly